Molecule: messenger RNA, 5476 nt
Organism: Engraulis encrasicolus (European anchovy)
Lineage: Eukaryota; Metazoa; Chordata; Actinopteri; Clupeiformes; Engraulidae
Gene: pkd2
Product: polycystic kidney disease 2
Exons: 16
Coding region: 863-3658 (931 amino acids)
Biological process (GO): release of sequestered calcium ion into cytosol; detection of mechanical stimulus; potassium ion transmembrane transport
Cellular component (GO): membrane
Molecular function (GO): calcium ion binding; signaling receptor binding; voltage-gated calcium channel activity
Source: RefSeq, a predicted model, not a curated record
GUUGUGGUUGGUUAUGUUCUUGCCCAUGGCAAAUGGCAAAUCAUCAUUCAGAGCAUUUUGGUCCUUGACAAGAUGGGGGCGUUGCUUAGCAGCUACAGAUCACACAACAAGUCUUUGGACACAACCUACCCCAUAAAUAGACGCCAAAUUCAAGAAUUUAUUUUACUUCAACUCAAGCGCUUUUAAACAAAGCAGUCGAAAUUGGAUAACGGAUGAGCAGAAUCCAGUUUUACGCGCGUCGUAUUGAUUAAGGCUAGGCGACGUAGUGCGUAAUCGUCAAGUUUUGAGUAGGCUACGCUCAAGCAAAAUAGCACUGGUCUGGUCAAAGCUAUCCUUAAAAGUUAAGGAAGAGGCCCGAUGACUGAAUUUUCCAGGGAUUCGUGCCAUUGGCUGUGACGCAGUGGGUUCUAAUGUAAUCUGAUUCCCUAACAAAUGAGAGUCUCCGAUUUGGGGGAACAACUGGGAACAAGAUGGCUGUCUGGAAACAUAGGACUUAUUUUGCUUCUUUGUGAUUAAAAAUAUAUAUUUUGGUAAUUGGUGAAAAGCAUCUUGACUACACGUUUUGGCGUGUUUAGUUUUUUGUUCACGGUACGCAGUGACGAAGACGGCCCAGGAACUUCUAAAAGGUUGUAGAGCUCUAAAACUGUUUGGCUCACCAAACAGAAAUAGUAUGCAUGCCUUUACAGUGAAACGCUGUAUCUAAUUAUUGAUUCUAAUAGAGGGGCGCAUUGGCCUCGAGAAAGCCACCGCAUUUUACAUGAUUUAAGUUUGUUUAAGUUUCUUGAUGGCUGAGAAGCACUUUAGCCCAACUGUCUUAUAAGGUAGUUAAGGUGGCGACGCGCAGGACAAUAUAAGCAAAACUAUGAGUUCCCCUCGAAUCAAACCAAAUCAGACACAAAAUCCGAGUGGCCGGUCAACAGCGGAUGCUGCAACUGUAUCGUUGCCACACAGACUGGAUCCAAGCGAGGGCAUUGAGAUGGAGAGAAUACAGCAUCAGAACGCGGACUCUGCUGCGCCUCCUGGUACGCCGUUAGCCCCCACUUCAAGCUCAAGGCAAGCUUGGAGCCGUGACAAUCCUGGGUUUGAACCCGAAGAGGAGAUGAUGGAACCGGACUGGCCACCGGAGAGUCCUGGCCACAGGUCCGUAUCCACGGGUAGCAGUGGGAGUAGCGGUCUUGGAAGUUUCGCCGGAGGCGCUGGCGCACGGAUGCAGAGAGGACUCUACCCAACUCCAACUUUGGAUGCGCCCCAACAACAGAUGCACGAUCACCGAAAUUGUGGGAAAAGGAUUCUUGAAAAAAUAAGAAUUCUGUGGGGUACACGGCUUCUUGAGGACUGCGACAGCAGCAGAGAGAGGUACCUGAAGAAUGUCCUUCGCGAGAUGAUGACUUACAUCGUCUUCCUCAUCACUCUAUGCAUUUUGACAUACGGGAUGGUGAGCACCAACAUGUAUUACUACACCAAGGUCAUGUCUCAGCUGUUCCUGGAUACACCAGUAGCCAAUGGAGACCCAACCUCUUUUAAAACAAUCUCCUCUAUGGAUGACUUCUGGAGGUUUGCAGAAGGACCCUUCCUUAAUGGGAUGUACUGGGAGGUGUGGUACAACAACAAGACCAUUCAAGAGAAUCAGAGUCUAAUCUACUAUGAGAACCUGUUGCUGGGUGUCCCACGUCUUCGCCAGGUCAAAGUUCAGAACGCAUCCUGCACUGUCCUAGAAGACUUAAAGGACAAGGUCCAGGACUGCUACAGCGUGUACUCUCCUGCCAACGAAGACAAAGGCACAUUUGGACUCAAGGAGGGCACUGCGUGGAGGUACUCGGAAGAAAGUAAAGUGGGAGGGAGUUCCCAUCCGGGGGAGGUGGCCUCGUACAGUGGGGGCGGGUACUACCUGGACCUGUCUCGGAACCGAGAGGACUCGGCCAAUCAGCUGCAAGUGCUGAAGGACAACCUUUGGUUGGAUCGUGGCACAAGAGCAGUAUUCCUGGACUUCUCUGUAUACAAUGGAAACAUCAAUCUUUUCUGCAUUGUCAGGCUGCUGGUGGAGUUCCCGGCCACAGGGGGCGCUCUCACCUCCUGGCAGUUCCAGACGGUGCGCCUGGUGCGCUACACCUCCAGCUGGGACGUGUUCGUGGGGCUGUGCGAGGUGGCCUUCUGCUUCUUCGUGCUUUACUACGUGGUGGAGGAGACCCUGGAGAUCCGCCUGCACCGCCUCUACUACUUCAGGAACCUCUGGAACUGCCUGGACGUCCUCCUCAUCCUGCUGUGUGUUCCGGCCAUCAUCAUGAACAUCUGCAGGACCGGCCUGGUGAACAGCAACCUCAAGUCUCUCCUGGACAACCACACCACCUACCCCAACUUUGUGUCGCUGGCUAACCUACAGGUGCAGUUCAACAACCUGGCUGCAGUCAUUGUUUUCCUGGCCUGGGUGAAGCUCUUCAAGUUCAUUAACUUCAAUAAGACCAUGAGCCAGUUGUCCACCACCAUGUCCCGCUGUGUGAAGGACCUUGUUGGGUUCGCGAUCAUGUUCUUCAUCAUUUUCCUGGCCUAUGCCCAGCUGGGUUACCUGGUCUUUGGCACCCAAGUCAAUGACUUCAGCACCUUCCAAGCAUGCAUAUUUACACAGUUCCGGAUCAUUCUGGGAGAUUUCGACUUCUCAGAGAUUGAAGAGGCCAAUGGGAUUCUUGGGCCAAUUUACUUCACUUCGUUUGUCUUCUUCAUCUUCUUUAUCUUGCUGAACAUGUUUCUGGCCAUCAUCAACGACACAUAUUCUGAAGUAAAGACAGACAUGUCACAGCAGCGAUCAGAGAUGGAGAUGGGUGACCUCAUAAAGAAGGGCUACAACAAGGCACUGGUGAAGCUACGCCUGAAGAAGACCACUGUCGAUGAUAUCUCAGACAGCCUGCGGCAGGCGGGAGGGAAGCUCAACUUUGAUGAACUUCGUCAAGACCUCAAAGGGAAGGGCCACACGGAUGCUGAAAUAGAGGCCAUCUUUGCCAAGUACGACCUUGAUGGAGACCAGGAGCUCACAGAGCAUGAGCACCAACAGAUGAGGGACGACUUGGAGAAAGAGAGAGUGUGUGACAAGCAGUGUUACAUGGACUUGGAUCUGGAGCGGAGUGCGCUGCCCAGGCCAAUGAGUGGACGGAGCUUCUCCCGUAGCCAGGACGACUCCGAGGAGGACGACGAUGAGGACAGCGGCCACAGCUCACGUCGCCGUGGAAGCAGCUCGGGGGGCGUGUCAUACGAGGAGUUUCAAGUUCUGGUUCGGAGAGUGGACCGCAUGGAGCAUUCUAUUGGGAGCAUUGUGUCGAAGAUUGAUGCCGUCAUCGUGAAGCUGGAGACAAUGGAGCGUGCCAAGCUGAAGAGGAAGGACGUGCUGGGCAGACUCCUGGAUGGCAUGACGGAGGAUGAGCGUACGGGCAGGGACCCUGAGCAGCACAGAGAGCAGAUGGAGAGGUUGGUGAGGGAGGAGCUCCAGCGCUGGGAGUCGGACGACACCAUCUCCCAGGUCAGCCAUCAGCAGCAGCAGCAGCAGCAGGGCCCUGCUGCGGUCGGGCCCGGAACCAGAACCGGGACCGGGGCACAGCCUCGACCGCACAGCGCACAGCCUUCCUCAUCACAGUCCACCGAAGGAACCGACGCGGCAGGAAAUGUGUGAUCUUGCUGCGAUGAAGGGUAUUUUAUUUUGGUGGCUUUAGCCAAUUGAAAUGAAAUCAUACCAAGUCAGGGAUCAACAGAAAUCAAUAUACCAUAUGCUACAACUAGAGAUGCACUCAGAGAAUGCAGACCUCCGCCAAGGAAGCUGUUUGAUAGAACAUUUGACUAUGUCACACACCCUAAUUCUUUUCAAGUCUUUCUGCUUUGUUUUUUGUGGAGUUAGAAACUGAAAUGUCAAAAUUCUCCCUAUCCCACAAUGGUGAAGAAUCUUUAAAAAAAUAAUCCCAUUCCUGGAUCAGGAUUGUGAUGCGGAUCACCACCAAAAUUCAAUCACGUGUUCCUUUUGUCACUUCCAAUAACUCCAACCAACACGACCGAAAACAUAACCUCCUUGGCGGAGGUAAUAAUUAGAACCAUUACUUUCAACCCAAUGAAAUGAUAUGAGAUGGAGAGCAAUCUAUUGCCAAGCAAAACGCAUUGUUUUGGAUGAGUGAAUCUGCAGACACCUUUCUGUGUCACUGCAUUACUCUGUCACUCACACACUCUUUGACUUGACAAAGAUGAAGGCCAUAUGUACUAAGAUACAAAUGUGUGUUAUAAACAUAUAUUUGCUCGUAUAGUUCUUAAGCUAAGCUUGCAUUGCAUGUUCAACUGUAGGGCAAAGAUCAAGUGCAAUUUAAGCUAUUUCUUUACUUUGUGUGCUUAAUAUUAUGAAGUAACUAUGCAUGUGUCCACUUCUAUGCAGUGUUGAACACGACAAGAGAAAAUGAUUACCAGCAUACAACAAGGAAUGAUACAGACAGUAUUAUAGGACAGAUAUAGAUUCAUUUUGCACAAAAACUUAGUAGGGGUGUAAAUAAUAAUCGAAAUGUAUCCAUAUAUCGCAAUAUAAUCUGACGAUUGAAUCAAAUCGCAUCGGAUUGUGGGACGUUCUUAAAUCGAAAAUAAUCGAAUCGCUGGCCCCUGCCCAAUGUCCUAGCUCCAUAACGUAAUAGGAGUGGAAAAGUAUUUGGGAAAAAGUUGGAUCGAAUCGUAUUGUAUCGUAUCGUGGGGCAUUCUUAAGUAUGGCAAAUAAUCGAAUCGCUUCGCAUCGAAUAAUAAGAUAUCGACAUUGAAUCGUAUCGUCAUGGAGGCUGUGAUUUACACUCCUAGAACUUAGAGAGGAAGAGGUUUACUGAAUACAUUACAUUGUUCCAAACCCUACACAACAAUGUAGUGAGAUUAUAUCUUUUUUAAUUCAUGCUAGAAAUUGCAUUCAUUUGUUAUUUAACAGUGCAAUUACAGAUCCACAAGUAAAAACGAAGUUGAAUGCGAAGUGGGUAAGUGCCUCAAUUUGCAUGUUUCGAUUUAGCUUCUUGCAGAGCUUAUCUCGUGAUUUUAAAUGAAAUACAACCCGCCUUCAGUGGUCUGAUCCGAAAGACAGAAACCGUCUGCAGUGUUUUUUAUGUGCACUCCUUUUGUGCCAGUCACAAGCUUUGUCUUUUUUAUUUUAUUAUGGACAGAUAUGCAGGUACUAUCACUAUUGGAUUCACAGUUCACUUGUAUAUACAUAUAAGGUACAAAAGAGUGGCACAUUUGGUCAAGUGUUAUUAUUUUCUUUCCUUUAUGCACAGCUUUGUGUAAGUUAACGUUUUUUUAUUAAAACAUGUAUGGUACAUAUUGUAACUUGAAACAAACUUCGAUUUGGAGUGCAUCUUAGAUUCAUGGAAAUCCAUGUGUCAAUUACCGUACUAUUAAGUACUUUUCAGAAAUAAUGUCAGCUUGAGAAUGAUUAACUGUAUAUCCUUCCUUGCUAUUGAGUCGAGAGUAUGUUGGUAUA